This is a messenger RNA of Kogia breviceps (pygmy sperm whale), 3444 nucleotides long. It is a transcript of the gene COL8A2, whose product is annotated as collagen type VIII alpha 2 chain. Gene Ontology annotation, molecular function: protein binding. Lineage: Eukaryota; Metazoa; Chordata; Mammalia; Artiodactyla; Physeteridae. The record is from RefSeq and is a predicted model, not a curated record.
UAAGGUGUGAAGAGGGCAGCACUCCUGUCCUGCCACCAACCUGGAUGAUAAGGUGUCCUCCAGGCAGCCUUGUCCCCGCCUGAUCACCUCCCUCCACCCCACCAGCUCCCAGAUUCCAGGCAGCCCUUUGGCUUUGGAGCAGUCCUCACACCUGCACAUUUAAAUUUGAGGGUUUCAAAGUCCCAGUGGCCUGUAGGACAGUGAGCUCAGCUCAUGGGCACUGGACCCCGCAAGUCUCCACCCAGACCUUGUGGGGCUGCUCGUGGAUUGUCCACGGUGGUCAGCCCCAGACCUGAUGUUAACAUUAAGGCCAUAAGUGCUGGCCUUCUAGAGGCUCCCAUCAAGUGACCAACAGCUAGAGAUUUCAGAACCUGGAACUCUGACAGGAUCUAGGUACAUGGCACAAGAGAGGACGGAGAAAGACAACAGAGAAAGACAGCGUCACAGAGGUGGGUGGACAAAGGGGAUGGCAACACAGAGAUAGGAGGAGAGAGACACACCAGGAGAUGCCUCAGAUACACAGGCAGGUGAGGAUCUGGAUUCAGCGACACAGAGACACAGAGGAAGGGACACAGUUGGGCAUGUCACAUACCCAGAAGUAGAGGAGACAGAGUCCAUAAGACUGGAUUGGGGGUUUGGGGGUAAAGGAACAGGGCUGUCAUGUACAGUUGUGCAGGUUGGUUACUGUUCAAGGGCACUCAGGAAAGGCAAUGAGUAAGGCCUGAGUUGGCUGGAAGGAGGGGUAGCCUUUUCUACUUGUGCUAAGGCAUGGUAUAGGCUAGAGAGAUUCCAUGUAAGGAAGGAAGGCUCAGAAGUGUCAGAAGUGACGUCCAGAUUUCUGGCCUGGGCACCAGGGAGUGGGGCAGAAGCAAUUAAUAGGGGAGAAGGUAGUGACAGCAGUCUGGGUGCAGGUGUAUGAGGGACAGCCAGGCGAAAAUGCUCAGCUCGUAGUCAAACCCAGGAGUCUGGGGCUCAGGAGAGAGGUAGCUGGAAACAGAUGUGGGAGUCCUUGGUGAUGGGAUUGGAACGGUGGGAGCUGGGGAGAGCUGGAAACUGCAGGAGAAACAUCCAGAGAGAAAAGAGGCCUGAGCCAGCUCCUUGGGGCAAGCCUGGGCCUGCAGAGUGGGCAGAGAGGAAUCUGAGGAAGAGCCUUUCCAGGAAGGAGGAAAGCAGGGUCACAAGGCGGGAGUCAGUGCUGGCGAGAAGGAAACACGAGCAAGCCUAAGGACGCCAUGCGGGGGGCUCUGACGUCCCUGUCUUCGCUGCCGCCACCUCUGCUGCUGCUGUUGCUGGUGCUGGGGUGCGGGCUGAGGGCGGCCGCCAGCGGUGGAGCCGCCGGGGCAGCGGGCUACCCGCCGGUGCAGUACGUGCAGCCCAUGCACAAAGGACCCGUGGGGCCGCCCUUCCGCGAGGGCAAGGGCCAAUACCUGGAAAUGCCUCUACCACUGUUGCCAAUGGACCUGAAAGGAGAGCCUGGUCCCCCUGGAAAACCCGGGCCACGGGGUCCCCCUGGCCCUCCUGGCUUCCCAGGAAAACCAGGCACUGGAAAACCAGGGCUACAUGGGCAGCCUGGACCUGCUGGCCCCCCUGGCUUCUCCCGGAUGGGCAAGGCUGGUCCCCCAGGGCUUCCAGGCAAGGUUGGCCCACCAGGGCAGCCGGGGCUUCGGGGGGAGCCAGGGAUACGCGGGGACCAGGGCCUCCGGGGGCCCCCAGGGCCCCCUGGGCUACCUGGGCCCUCAGGCAUUGCUGUCCCUGGAAAACCAGGCCCCCAGGGGGUGCCAGGGCCCCGAGGAUUUGGGGGGGAGCCAGGGCCUCAGGGAGAGCCUGGGCCCCCGGGUGAUCGAGGCCUCAAGGGCGAAAAUGGAGUGGGCCAACCAGGGCUUCCUGGAGCCCCAGGCCAGGGGGGUGCCCCCGGACCCCCUGGUCUCCCUGGUCCAGCUGGCUUGGGCAAACCAGGUUUGGAUGGGUUUCCUGGGGCCCCUGGAGAUAAGGGUGAGUCUGGGCCUCCUGGGCUGCCAGGACCCAGGGGGGAGCCAGGAGCUUUGGGCCCAAAAGGGCCCCCUGGGCUAGAUGGUAUGGGGGUACCAGGGCCAGCAGGAGUGCCAGGGCCACAGGGCCCACCAGGGGCCAAAGGGGAGCCAGGUACCCGGGGCCCUCCUGGCCUGAUAGGCCCCACUGGCUAUGGGAUGCCAGGGCUGCCAGGUCCCAAGGGGGACAGGGGCCCAGCUGGGGUCCCGGGGCUCUUGGGGGACAGGGGCGAGCCAGGUGAGGAUGGGGAGCCGGGAGAACAGGGACCACAGGGCCUUGGGGGCCCCCCUGGACUUCCCGGGUCUGCAGGGCUACCUGGCCGACGUGGGCCCCCAGGGCCUAAGGGGGAGACGGGGCCUGGAGGACCCCCAGGAGUGCCUGGCAUUCGGGGUGACCAGGGGCCUAGUGGCCUGGCUGGGAAACCUGGGCUCCCAGGAGAGAGGGGGCUUCCAGGGGCUCAUGGACCACCUGGACCGACUGGGCCCAAAGGCGAGCCAGGUUUCAUGGGCCGCCCUGGAGGACCAGGGGUGGCAGGAGCCCUGGGGCAGAAGGGUGACUUGGGGCUCCCUGGGCAGCCUGGCCUGAGAGGCCCUUCUGGAAUCCCAGGACUCCAGGGUCCGGCUGGCCCUAUCGGGCCGCAGGGUCUGCCAGGCCUGAAGGGUGAACCAGGCCUGCCGGGGCCCCCUGGAGAGGGGAAAGUGGGGGAACCUGGCAUGGCUGGGCCUACAGGGCCUCCUGGGGUCCCAGGCUCCCCAGGACUCACAGGCCCUCCUGGGCCUCCCGGACCUCCCGGGCCCCCUGGGGCCCCUGGGGCCUUCGAUGAGACUGGCAUCGCCGGCCUGCACCUGCCCAGCGGUGGCGUGCAGGGAGCUGUGCUAGGCAAGGGGACCAGGCCCCGGUUUGGGCUGGGCGAGCUGUCGGCCCAGGCCACGCCCGCCUUCACCGCUGUGCUCACCUCACCCUUCCCUGCCUCAGGCAUGCCUGUGAAGUUUGACCGGACCCUCUACAAUGGCCACAGUGGCUACAACCCGGCCACCGGCAUCUUCACCUGCCCCGUGGGCGGGGUCUACUACUUUGCUUACCAUGUGCACGUCAAGGGCACCAACGUGUGGGUGGCCCUGUACAAGAACAACGUGCCAGCCACCUACACCUAUGACGAGUACAAGAAGGGCUACCUGGACCAGGCGUCUGGGGGGGCCGUGCUCCAGCUGCGGCCCAACGACCAGGUCUGGGUGCAGAUGCCCUCGGACCAGGCCAAUGGCCUCUACUCCACCGAGUACAUCCACUCCUCCUUUUCAGGAUUCUUGCUGUGCCCCACAUAACCCAUGCUGCCCCGGCCUCCUCCUCUUUAGCGGUAGAGAGACCUUCUCACUUACAAAGAACCUCCAUUUAAAGAAAAAACCAAAGGCCGAACAG